AUGAUAAAGGAGCAUAAUGGCUUAGACUACCACCUACAAGGCCAUCAACGCGACUUGAGCGACGAGGAUCUAAGGAUACUGCGGGAGUCGAUUCGGGAGGCUAGAUUCAAAAAGCUUGACAAGGAUCGUGUGCUCAACAUGCUCAUGCAAAAGACGGUCCAAAACUCGACAGAGGAUGAGGAGGAAUGGGAUGCUGAUUCGUAG
Messenger RNA from Penicillium antarcticum, 204 nucleotides. RefSeq lists its product as uncharacterized. Bases 1 to 204 code for a protein of 67 amino acids. Lineage: Eukaryota; Fungi; Ascomycota; Eurotiomycetes; Eurotiales; Aspergillaceae. The transcript has a single exon. The record is from RefSeq and is a predicted model, not a curated record.